Juglans regia (Persian walnut) is the source of this 911-nucleotide messenger RNA. RefSeq names its product phospholipase A2-alpha-like. Gene Ontology annotation, molecular function: A2-type glycerophospholipase activity; calcium ion binding. The transcript is spliced from 4 exons. Lineage: Eukaryota; Viridiplantae; Streptophyta; Magnoliopsida; Fagales; Juglandaceae. The record is from RefSeq and is a predicted model, not a curated record. The coding region runs from base 153 to 626 and encodes 157 amino acids. Gene Ontology annotation, biological process: arachidonate secretion; phospholipid metabolic process; lipid catabolic process.
CUUCACGAGCCACUACAAGACAUCCCAACCUCUUCUUUCCUCUGGCAAUCCCUCUGUUUUCUUCUCUCUCUCUCUCUCCUUUAAGGCAAUCAGUGCUUUAAGCAAAACCAAGCCUCAUUUAUCAGUGCUUUCUCUGCUCGAUCCAUCCAACAAUGGUUCCAUACCAUUCAUUGAAGUUUGCCCAUCUCCUCUCAUGCUCCCUCAUUGUCCUCAACCUUUUCUGUGUUCCCGUCCAUGCCCUUAACAUCGGCGUUCGAGCUGCAGGUGCUGCUGUCACUGUGGGUAAAGAUUGCAGUAAAAAAUGCGAGUCAGACUUCUGUUCAGUUCCUCCAUUUCUAAGAUAUGGUAAGUACUGUGGGCUCUUAUACAGUGGAUGCCCUGGGGAAAAACCUUGUGAUGGCCUUGACUCUUGCUGCAUGAAGCAUGAUGCUUGUGUGCAAGCUAAAAACAAUGACUAUCUAAGCCAAGAAUGCAGCCAAAACUUCAUCAACUGUAUGGCUAACUUUAAAAAAUCCGGAGGCCAUACAUUUAACGGGAACAAAUGUCUAGUUGACGAGGUUAUUGAUGUUAUUUCUGUUGUCAUGGAAGCUGCUUUACUUGCUGGAAGAUAUCUUCAUAAGCCUUGAAAGGGUGAAAUUUCCUUCAUCUAGAGAGAGAGGAAACAAGUUCAGUUUCUUUUUGUUUUCCCUUUCUCUCCUCUCUCAAAAGUUGGAAAAUUAAGUACUUGAUCCAGUUAUUUGGCUGGGGGCAACUUUUUUUUUUUUUUGGUUCUGUAGGUAAAUAAUCUUGUCAUUCCAAUUUCUUUAUGCUUCACAUGCUUGUCUGCAAAUCGUAGGGAUAAAAAAUGAAGACUUUGAAAUGCUUGCAAGUGUUGAAGAGUACUGGAAUGAAAAUUGUUAUUUUUUUACUCA